Molecule: messenger RNA, 1112 nt
Organism: Linum trigynum
Lineage: Eukaryota; Viridiplantae; Streptophyta; Magnoliopsida; Malpighiales; Linaceae
Source: the annotation of a GenBank genome assembly
GGAAGGAUUUAGCAAACACAAGCAGCGGAAAACCCUAUUUUUUUCUGGGCUCGCGGGCUCGCAAUGCUUUGCCGCCAGUCCACUACUACUCUUUCUGGUUUGUAAGAGCCCAGGUCCAAGCUCUGCAGUGAGCGGGCCCAAAUAAUGAAAUUAAUAUUUUUCGUGGUUGAUAUGAUUUAGGGAUUUUCGUGACCGACGGGGAGACCAAUCUGAGAGACGAGAACGGUAAUGGCGAUUCCUCCACCGUCAUCAUCCAGCGGCGGCAGCGGAAUCACAACUUUCCACCCGCCGGCGCCGUCGACGAGCACCAGAGGAGGCACCGCAAAAGCUGCUGUGGCAGAGCAGAUCUCUCAGACCGUUCAGUCCACUUUCAAUCUCCUCCAGCUGAUGCAAGAAACCUCUCCUUCCCAGGCGCAACUGUCUAAGCUUCCGAAGAACCUUCUGGCAAAAGCCUCCACGAUGAAGAACACUGGCCAAAUUUUGGAGCAGCUGCCGCAGGUGAUUUCAACAUUGGAUGCACACAUGGAGAAUGGGUUGCAAAGCGCUCCGCAUCUGCAAACAGUGUCCCAAAUACUUGCUAAUAUGGAGAGUAGUCAGCUGAGUUCCCUUUCCUCAGCCCGUGUUGCUGCAGAGCAACAGGAGUCGGACCAUCAUGCUCCUGAGUCUGGUUGAAGGGUGAAAAAUUGCAGCUGCCAAACGACGUGAAACCCUCAAAGCGUCAUCCUCCUGCUGAUCAUGGCUGGUAAUCCUUGGGAAGCACUGACCGAUUUUUGCAGUCUUGCUUCUUCUGUAGAUAAACCAUAACAUUUCACAGCUGCUCUGCAACAGGCACCUUCUCUUUGUGGACGAAUCGAACAACGCAAUGAAGAUCGAAGUACAUAAAUUAUACAUUUUUUCUGUAUCUUCUGUAGAACUAACUCUCUCUCUUUGUAUGAUUCUUCUCACAAAUUUACAAUAUGAUCUGGACAAUUCAAUCCAAAAACUUGAUGGAGAUCGGUUGGAGUGACUAAUUCGUUCGAAAGCCAAAAGUUUAGUGGCCGUUUAUUAGUGAUGACGACUUUUAGUGACUGUUUUGUUAACGCAAUUGACUCGAAUAAAUCUCACAAGCAAAG